AUGUCUGUCCGUUGUUCUGUGUUCAUAAUCUCUCCAUCUCAGUCUAUUCCUUAUCUAUCUAUCUAUCUAUCUAUCUAUCUAUCUAUCUAUCUAUCUAUCUAUCUAUCCAUCUAUCCCAGUGUAUUCAUAUCCAUCUAUCCAUCCAUCCAUCUAUCCAUCUAUUUAUCUAAUUCUUCUCUUCAUAUCUAUCUAUCUAUCCAUCCAUCUCCUUCACAUCUAUCUCAGUCUCUUCAUAUCUAUCUAUCUAUCCAUCUAUCUAUCUAUCUAUCUAUCUAUCUAUCUCGCUUCAUAUCUAUCUCAGUCUCUUCAUAUCUAUCUAUCUAUCCAUCCAUCUAUCUAUCUAUCCAUCUAUCCAUCUAUCUAUCCCUGCCUUCAUAUCUAUCUCAGUCUCUUCAUAUCUAUCUAUCUAUCUAUCUAUCUAUCUAUCUAUCUAUCUACCUAUCUAUCUAUCUCGCAUCAUAUCUAUCUCAGUCUCUUCAUAUCUAUCUAUCUAUCUAUCUAUCUAUUUAUCUCGCUUCAUAUCUAUCUCAGUCUCUUCAUAUCUAUCUAUCUAUCUAUCUAUCUAUCUAUCUAUCUAUCUACCUAUCUAUCUAUCUCGCUUCAUAUCUAUCUCAGUCUCUUCAUAUCUAUCUAUCUAUCUAUCUAUCUAUCUAUCUAUCUAUCUAUCUAUCUCGCUUCAUAUCUAUCUCAGUCUGUUCAUAUCUAUCUAUCUAUCUAUCUAUCUAUCUAUCUAUCUAUCUAUCUAUCUAUCUAUCUCAGUCUCUCCAUAUUUAUCUAAGUCGCCCACACUUUCUCUCUUUCUUUCUUUUUCUCCUCUCAGUGUUUGCUCUCUUUGCCUCCUUCUCAUCCUACCUAACAACGAUUUCCUAUUCUCUCUGUUUGCUUCUUUCUCUCAUUCUUUCCAUUCUUUCUUUCUUUCUUUCUUUCUUUCUUUCUUUCUUUCUUUCUUUACUUCCAUUCUUUCUUUCUUUCUUUCUUUACUUGCAUUCUUUCUUUCUUUCUUUGACUGAAUGUACGUUUUUGCUUCUCCCGUGUCUCUCUUUUUCUUCUUUUACUUCAUUGUCUCUCUCUCUCUCUCUCUCUCUCUCUCUCACUUUUCAUUUUCAUAUUCCUCUAUAUUUUCUUCCUCUAUAUCUUAACUUCCCUGUACUUCCCCUCCCUAUAUCCCCUUCACUCACUCUUUCUCUUUCAAAUUCCUUUUUAUUCUCUUCCUCUCUCUCUCUCUCUCUCCUUACUCUCCCUAAUUUAGCGUCUUUUCUUCUUCUUUGCAUUUUUCCAUUUUCUACAUAUAUACUGCCCUCUUUCUCUUUUUUUCUGACUCUCGAUUCUUUCUCUCCCUCUCUCUUUCCCUCGCUCUCUCCCUCUCCCCCCCUCUCUCUCUCUCUCUAUAUAUAUAUAUAUAUAUAUUCUUUCUUUCCCUUCCUUUCUAACUCUUUUUUCUCUCCCUUUAUUUCUGACUCUCUAUUUUUCUCUCCUUCUAUUUCUGUCUCUCUUUUCUUUCUCUCCAUCUCUUUCUGUCCUUUUUAUUCUUUCCUUUCCUUUCUUUCUAUUCUCUGUCUUUCUUUCUUACUGUCUUUCUGUUCUUUCGCUCCCUCUCUUUCUGUCACUCUCGUCUUUCUCCCCCUUUCCUUCUCUAUCUAUUUCCAUUCUCUUGUUUUAUCUCGCUGUUCGUUCUCUUUCCCUUUCUCUCUUUAUCUAUCUAUCUAUCUAUCUAUCUAUCUAUCUAUCUAUCUACUGUGUUCUCUCUCUCUCUCUCUUUCUCUUUCACUAUAUGUAGUAAGAUAUAUAUUAAUCUUCUCCCUCUCUCGCUGCAUCUACUUUUUCUCUUCUCUAUCAUCUGUUAUUUCUCUCUUUCCCUCCUUCUUUCUUCAUAUGUGUUUGAGUGCGCGCGCGUGGUCCUUCUUUCCUCUCACGUACUAUCUAUUGUUUUUUUCACUUUCUGUUGCUUGCUCUCUCUCUCUCUCUCUCUAUCUAUCUAUCUAUCUAUCUAUUCAUCUAACUAUCUAUCUAUCUACUGAUCGAUCGAUCGAUCGAUCGAUCGAUCGAUCGACCCGUUGUUCCUCUUUGUAUAUAUUUAUCUAUUUCGGUAUAAGUCUUUCUGUCUCGCUCUGUUUAUUAUUCCUUCUCCCUAUCGUUCCCACACACUUUCUCACUCUUCCCUUCCUCCCUCUCUCCCUCCCUCCCUCUCUCCCUCCCUCCCUCUCUCCCUCUCUCUGUCUCUCUCUCUCUCUCUCUCGUUCUCUCUUUCAUUUCUCGCACUCUCUCUUUCUCCUUUUACCCGCUCUUUCUUUUCACCCGCUUAACUCUUCUGUGAAUGGUUUUCGUUUCUAUGGUUCUGCUUUCAGUUUUCAUCUCCCCCACAUUCUCACUCACUCACUCUCCUCGGUCACACCUUUCACGAUCUUUCUCUCUUUUGACAUUCACUCUCUUUCUCUCUUAAUUAUUUUUCCUCACUUUCCUUUCCUCUACUUUUCUGCUUCUCUUUUCUCUUAUUUUCUUAAGUGA
Molecule: messenger RNA, 2505 nt
Organism: Acanthosepion pharaonis
Lineage: Eukaryota; Metazoa; Mollusca; Cephalopoda; Sepiida; Sepiidae
Source: the annotation of a GenBank genome assembly